GGAAGCGUGAACUGACAACGACUAGAAAAAGAAGAAGAAAAAAAAUCACCAUGAUCUACGCUGAUCUGUGAUCUCACGUCUGCGUGACGCACUCUCUCUGGUGGCUAGACACUGACAGGAGGGAACUGAUCCCACGCCUGUAAGCAGAUGAAGGUUCUGUGUUUGCCAAAAGUAAUGAGAACAAUUUCCGUUUCCCUCUUGGAUCUUGCAGGCAGCUGCUGCUCUGUCACAUACAGGCACGAGCUGUAAACACAAAGGUUCAGUCAGACCACAGGACAGUUUAGCACUUCCUCAUUGAGAGCCGGUGCAGAGUGAGCGGGUGAGCGCUUCCUGUGACGCCUCUGCAUCUCUGGUCAAUAAUUACACUCACAUCACUCUACCACUACCAAGCCUCGCUGCAUGGAAGGACGCAGGCUGCAUCCCAUCCAGGGUGAAGUUCUCUGACAAGUUAUCUGCGUGUUCAUCGGAAGGAUUGUCUCCAGAAACGGGACCUGCCUUGAUUCGACAACACAUCAGACCUCUUCACUUCUUACCAGACUUCAAGGGGACGCUGUGAUGCUAUCCUCGCCCAGUUAAGAGUUUGUACGUGUGCUUUGGGACAUUCAGCCAUGCUGCAACAGUCAGAGCUCAUCUUUGACUUUGCCAGUGACCACUUUAACAUGUCACAGCUGGGGGGUUUCACAGAUUGCCCUGCGGUGAUUGUAGAGCAGGUUCCACAUUCACACCUGUUUUCAUAUACAGGUCUAGCGUGUGAACAGUCACAGGAUCACCAGCAGCUGGUCAAAGUGGAGCCAUGUGAAAGUGGGGAGGAAGAGACCAUGGAGACGCUUGUUUCUCCUGACUCGUUACUCAACAUGGAGUGCGCUGACACCCUCUCCCUGGAACACUACUCGCAGACCUUCUUACCAUCGCUUGGCGAUGUCAUCACUACUCCUGUUGUGGGGGAGGAGCUUGUGGGAACUGUCAAUCAGUCAGAGUGGUCGUCGUUGCACAGAAACAAGCCUGCAUCGCAGCUGCGGUCCAAAAAGAAAAGCAGGAAACCGCGACAUCGAAGAGCAGAGUCUCCCACGCCAGAAAUUACAGUAAAGAAGGACAAAUACAACAAAGGUGGAAACACCCUUUACCUGUGGCAGUUCCUGAUGGAGUUGCUGCAAGAUAGACAAGUCUGCCCUCGUUACAUCAAAUGGACUAAUCCUCAAGCGGGGAUCUUCAAGCUGGUCAACUCAAAAGCAGUGGCCAGGCUGUGGGGCAAACACAAAAACAAACCAGAUAUGAAUUAUGAGACAAUGGGCAGAGCACUCAGGUACUACUACCAGAGAGGAAUACUGAAUAAGGUUGAAGGCCAGCGCCUCGUUUACCAGUUCACCUCUCUCCCCAAAGACAUGAUUUACAUCACCGAUGGAGAUGGCAUCAAAGAGGAAGACGACGAGGACCACGAUGACAACAGCGUCAACGACGAAGGCUUGAGCGACGACUCUGACAGUACCGUAUCGUCUAGUGACCAUUCAGCGGAGGAGCAGGAAGAUUCUCAGCCACCGCCAAAGAAAUCGUCCCCCGUCUCCGGCCGCACUCCCGCUUCACAGCGCACCAGGCCCGCUCCCAGGCCCUCAGCUCAGCGCGACACCGUCCUGCGUCCCACCAGCUCCAGUUUGAUCCAGGAACAGCAUCUGCCUAUCGUGUCGGCUGAGAUGCUACGCACGCUCCAGAACCUGCAAAAGGUCCAGUCUCUCAAACCCGCCGGUCAUGCGUCAGUCUUCAAAACGGCUCAGCUGCUGGGGAGUCUGUGCGAGCGGCAGGCCGCUGCCUCUGCCGAGGUAGCCAUAGGGAGAAAAGGUGCGCCGGAGAUGGCCGAGAAAAAGUCGCACCCAGGACCAAAAACUCCACAGCUUAUGCCUCUGAUUAGCUCUGACCAAUACAAAUAACAGGUGCCCACUUUCUAUUGAACACACAGAUGCCUGUACACUCCACUGACUCAGGACCACUUACAGGGCUGCACUUUGCUAUGACAAUGCUGAUUUAAAAACAAAGGGACUUUUGAUGUAGAAUAUUAUUUUAGAUCAUAAGUACAGAUCAGUGCUUUCUCGCAGCGCUGACAGGAACCAAAAUCUCACAGCAGUUUACCUUCUCAGCUUUGAAAUCUGAUCAUUUCGCCUUAUUGUCAUUCUGUGUAGCCCUUUGUUAAACCAACACCAAAGACAGACAUGCACUGGAAUCUCUGGCCUCUCUGCACUGCCUGCAGACACUUUCUCUGCUUGCACUUCAGCUCCAGUGUCCUGGAAGCAAUUAUCUUAUCACCACACUGUGCCCUUCGUCUCUGCCUUUUGCUCUCACUUUCUCCUUGUUGUUUAGUUUUGUGUCUUUAUGCUAUCACGUGCUGAAGCAUUCCUUUGCCUUAAAAGUGGCUUUGCACUAAUGUUUACCUCUGCUGUAUAUUUCUUCUGAAGUGCCUGAAGAUGUCAGUCCAUCCUAUUCCUGGUAAUCAUAAGGGAAAACAUUCCAUAUUGUUAUUGUUAUUAUUAUUGUUGUUGUUUUUUAAGAUUGCUGCA
Messenger RNA from Pundamilia nyererei, 2546 nucleotides. Its product is annotated as ETS-related transcription factor Elf-1-like. Gene Ontology annotation, biological process: cell differentiation; regulation of transcription by RNA polymerase II. The record is from RefSeq and is a predicted model, not a curated record. Gene Ontology annotation, molecular function: DNA-binding transcription factor activity, RNA polymerase II-specific; sequence-specific DNA binding. Lineage: Eukaryota; Metazoa; Chordata; Actinopteri; Cichliformes; Cichlidae. Bases 609 to 1922 code for a protein of 437 amino acids. The transcript has 8 exons. Gene Ontology annotation, cellular component: nucleus.